Rotaria sordida is the source of this 1725-nucleotide messenger RNA. The record is from the annotation of a GenBank genome assembly. NCBI's taxonomy places the organism in Eukaryota, Metazoa, Rotifera, Eurotatoria, Philodinida, Philodinidae.
AUGCAUAAUCCAAUAGAUACAAAUGAUCGCAAUCGAAAACUAAGUGAUUUGGGUGUGAAGUCGAAUCAGAUCAUUUAUGCUUAUGUUCAAGAGAGCCUUCAAAAGAAACAAACCGAUGUAUCUCAAUCAUCAUCGUCGUCGAUUAUCAAUCCGAACACAGUUUUCGUUCGUUGUCGUUUGCCAGACAAUCAGUCAAUAACGAUUCAAGCAUCAGUCACAGAUACGGUGGCGGAGCUAACAGCAAGUAUUGCAGCUCUUCGAAAAAAUCAGAUAAUGGCUCACUUUUCACUAUGGUCAGACAGUGUUACUAUUGACGAUCAGCAACCUGAUAAACGUUUGGCUGAUUUUGGCAUUCAACCUGGCAGUACAAUUUAUGCUUCUAUCACAGACAUUGCUCCCACUAAUUACACAAUUAAAACUAACAAAACUGACAGACCUUAUACAACAACACUUAAUUCUGACUUAGAUGCAAAACCUUUAGGUUUGAAUAACCUUGGUAAUACAUGUUUUAUGAAUAGUGUACUUCAAUGUCUGGUACAUAUCGAACCAUUAACUGAUUUUUUUAUGAAAGUUCUUACUCAAUCAUAUUCGACAGAUAGCCAUGUUAAUAAAUCGAAUCCAUUCGACACUUAUGGAGAAGUAACUAGAGCAUAUGCCGAACUAUUGUGGAAUUUACAAAAACCUGAUAGAAAUUCUUACUCGUAUUAUGAUUAUUCAUUUAGACCAACUCGUAUGAAAGAAACAAUCGGUCGACUUGAACCACGUUUUGCUACAUCGGAUCAACAAGAUGCUCAAGAAUUUAUGACACUUCUUCUUGAUACCAUUCAUCACGAAAUCAAACAAAAAAAUAAUCACGUUCGAGAUACAAUUAUCACAGAACUCUUUUUUAGUCCACUUCAAUCUUCUAUUACUUGUUCUCAAUGCCAACAUGUAAGCACUACAACAAAUCCAAAUAGUAUUCUUUCAUUACCACUUAAACCGUUAGAACGAACAUUUCAAGUGAAUUUUAUUAGAUUAAACGGGCAAAAUGAGUAUAAUAUGGUGCCUAUGUCUGUUGGUAAUCGUAUUGAACAUCUUGUACAUGCAUUUUUCGAGCGUCGUUAUGAUUCAAGACGCUUUCGUUAUGUUACCGCGAUCACUACUGAUUCAGAAGCAGCAGUUAACUUUGAUACAUCUCUCAGCAAACUAUCUGAACCAGCAAUAACACUUAUCGAGCAAGAUCAUUAUAAUGGUCGACUUACACCUUUGCGAUAUGAGAAUAAACCAACCACUCUGAAACUUGAUGAAUGUAUUCAAGAAUUUUUUUCACUCGAAAAUCUAGAUGAACCAUGGUUGUGUGAUCAAGAUAAUUGUAAACGAAAUGUAAUGGCAAGGAAACAACUUCAACUUCUGACUUUUCCACCUGUAUUGAUUAUUCAAUUGAAACGAUUUUCACAUGAAAACGGUCUUCGUCAAAAACUGGACAUAUUUGUUAAGUAUCCUAUAGAUGGAUUUGAUUUGGGUAAACUUUUGAAAUCAUCCGAGGAAGCUGUCUAUGAUCUUAUUGGUGUUUGUAAUCAUAUUGGAUCUAUUUCUUGUGGUCAUUAUACUGCAUAUGCACGAAAAAAUUCAAAAAGUGAAAAAUGGUAUAGAUUCAAUGAUUCUGAUGUAUCAACUGUGUAUUAUAGAGAAAAAAUCGUUUCUCAAGAUGCUUAUCUUCUUUUUUAUCUCAAACGACAGAAAUAA